Molecule: messenger RNA, 411 nt
Organism: Haemonchus placei
Lineage: Eukaryota; Metazoa; Nematoda; Chromadorea; Rhabditida; Trichostrongylidae
Source: the annotation of a GenBank genome assembly
ACAUUAACGGACGAUGAGAUUAGUGAUGCUAUCGAUAAUGGCGACAUAUUCGAGAAAACAAAAGGGAUUCUUCUUGCCUAUAGUGACAAGAAGGCACUUUUCGAAGAUGUGAAAACCAGAAGGGAUGAAUUGUUCGAGAUUGAGAAGGUCAUACGCGAGUUAGGAGAAAUGUUCGUCGAUCUGAGUAACCUUGUCCUCAGUCAGGGUGAGAUGCUCGACAGGAUUGAGGCCAAUGUUGAGGAUGCCGUUGACUAUGCCGAGAAAGCGAAACAUAACGUGAAGGGUGCUCGCGAACUGCAAAAGAAAGCUCGGAAGAAGAAGAUUCUCAUAUGUAUCCUGAUUGCUGUGCUGGUUCUUGUCCUAAUACUGUUCAUACAGUCAAUGGUCUGCCAUUUCACUCCGAUUUGUUGA